CCAGUAUAAUACAAAGCUAUACUAUGCUGUAGUAGCACUAUUAUACUUGCAGUAUGAUAUAUUGGAGUAACUUUAUCGCCAUACAAUGCCACUGUAGCCAACACUGGCCACUCUACCUUGCCAUUUCAAUUAUCUUCAAUCCCCUCACUGAUGGUAUCUCCGCCUAGACAUCUCUCCGAUUGACUUCACACUGCUGUGAAAUUGACUGUCUUCGAUGAAAUAGCUGAGAAUACAAGUGACGAACGAGUGGAAGGAGCGCGUUCUCGACGCAACUGAUGAAACUGCUGCAUUUGUCGCCUGUUCGCGGCCAGGACGGGAAGCUAAAGUUGUUGACUGGUUUGAAGGCUCCUUCAACUUCUGCCUCAAAAUCACGUUCAACGAUAGCGGCCCGGAUGCCAUUGUUCGGUUCCCAGGGCAAGGACAUACAACUUUUUUCGGGACGAAAAGGUCGCGAAUGAGGUCCAAAUCAUCAAAUUGCUCCGCGAGCAGACCACGAUUCCUGUCCCACGCUUGAUAAGCUGGGGCUUCACUGAGAAAAACCCGCAGCAAUUUGGACCGUUCAUUAUCUCAGAUUUCGUUGAGGGAGUUCACCUGUCGUUUACACAAAAGAUGGCUUCGCCUAUAAGCUUAACCAAGGACGAAUUCCGCCUUCUUACCUGGUCACGCCCUGAAUUGACGCGAAUGACGAUUCAGCCUCAAUCUCUCCAAAGACUUUGUCCACUCGACAAUGGCCUAUUCCAGCCACGCGCUGAUUACAAAGCGAAUAACGCUACCUCUUUUUCCAACAUAGGGGAUUUAGAUGCCCUUCCACUCGAGAUCAUCCAUUCGAUUUUCAGCAUACUUGACUUGCGAAGUCUGACGGACUUCAGAGCUCUCAGCUGGCGCGCCCGUGCACUUGUUGAUAGCUUCCCACCUUACAACGAAAUAGUCCAUCAUUCUCCCGAUGCAUUACGCGCUUUACUCUCCACGCACAUGGCUGUCCACUUUACCGCCCAAGAUAUUUUCGACGCACUCUGCACGCAAGCCUGUUUCGGUUGUGGACAAUUUGGACCAUUCCUCGACAUGUUUACUGGUCAUCGACGCUGCAUUACAUGCGUGGCCUAUUCUGAUAGACUGUUAUCCAUGACAGCAUCUUCGGCAAAGAGGGAAUUCAAUCUGAACUCGAAGACGCUGCGCACGUUACCGACCUUAUUAAGUCUGCCAGGGCAAUAUACUGAGAGUGAAAGAAUAUAUCGAAGACGAAUAUCACUAGUGCGCAUGCUCUCAGCUACUGCUGCUAGAUCUAUGCAGCACGACGACUCGAAAGCCUCACAUCGAAGAUCAAGGCCAUUGCGUAGGCGUCUUCCGCAACCGCCACAUUUUCACCCACCUCCCAUUUCGAAUCAAAUGCUGCAACAAUUCGAUAGUCAUGGGCAGAAUCCAUAUCGUUUUAUGGCAAUGGUUAGAUUCCCUACUCUAGAUAGAAGGACAGGAAACCUUGACUGGGGAGUGUCUUGCCAAGCAUGUCGCCUCGGACCUCGAGAUGAGAGACGUGGAUAUUCAAAUUGGAAUACUGUCUACUCUGCUGCUGGAUAUAUGGAGCACUUUCAAAAGUGCCAGGUGUCUCAGAUAGGGAGAAGGGUGGUGCCAGACUAUAUUCUUCCUGCUGGGAGGGAUCAGUGUAGCUCCGAUGCCAGAUUUUUGGGAUUUCUCAGCAACUUCAAAUUUUGAGCCGAUUAUACCUUGAUGACUGUAUCCAAGAUCCAUUUUUAGACCAAAUGCGUGAUUGCUUGUAUAUUCUGCUCUAUUUAUCAACCGGACCAGCCAGCAUUCCUUUCCUGGACAUCCAGCAACUUAGUACAACUGUCUUGCUCGGCUUUAGAAUAUAAUUCAUCAACCGCAAUGCAUCUUAACGGUGCAUCUCAUCUUUGCCAGGGUUCGUCAUGUGCGUCUUACACAUAUGAGCUGAGUCCUUCUCCUUCUGCCUUCGUACCGGCUUGCAUUUGACGUUGGUGCCAAGGCGUUCCUCGCAUUGC
Molecule: messenger RNA, 2015 nt
Organism: Pseudogymnoascus verrucosus
Lineage: Eukaryota; Fungi; Ascomycota; Leotiomycetes; Thelebolales; Thelebolaceae
Exons: 1
Coding region: 610-1710 (366 amino acids)
Molecular function (GO): protein binding
Source: RefSeq, a predicted model, not a curated record